AUUGCUUUUAAAGCCAUUAUUUUGUUAGCAUUUUUUAUUGAAGUUUCUUAAACAAAAGGCCAAUGUUUGCAAGAAACAUUUCACUGUCAAAAUUUCGUUGGGUAUGUGAGGAUGAUAAGCAGCUAUCUCUACAACACGAUCCGGUAAUAUAGCCGACAACUUAUGUUUGUUAUUGAAUUUUUCCUCCAAGUAAUUCGUGAGGAUUAGCGAGAAGCAAGCGCAAAUUAAGCCUCAGAAACGUUAAUGUGUAUCUUUGUGAUUAGUGUGUGUAUGUUUGGGUGAGUGAGCUUAGUGGCAGGCGAGGCUGCUGCGUUGGUGUAAUGUGGUUGGCGACAUAAGGCUGUAAGCAGGCCAGCCAUUGUGAGAUAGCCUCUCUCAUCCCUCCUCUGCUGCUGUAAUUAUGCUGCCAUCUCUGUCUCUACAUGAACUUCAAGGAGUAGAAGAUUAUACUUUUUGAAGAUUUUUGAUGAGUAAAGCAGUCCCCCAAACUCUUUGUGUGAGUUACAGAAAAAAUCCACAGCAUGGCAGCAGCUGGACCAAGUAGCAACAGCAGCCACAGUGAGAGCAGCAAUAAUGCAUCAGGAGGUGCUGAGGGAGGCGAGGAUGAGGUCCCAGAUAAUUCCAACUUUGAAUGUAAUAUCUGCCUCGAUACAGCCAAGGAUGCUGUUAUCUCAAUGUGUGGACACCUUUUCUGCUGGCCUUGCUUGCACCAAUGGUUGGAGACACGACCGAACAACCAAACCUGUCCUGUUUGCAAGGCAGCCAUCUCCAGAGACAAGGUGAUUCCACUCUAUGGUCGAGGUUCUGGAAACCAGCAGGAUCCCAGAGACAAGCUGCCACCCCGACCUCCAGGUCAGCGAACUGAACCUGAGCCCCAGAACAGUUUCAUGCCAGGGUUUGGUUUUGGAGAUGGUGGUGGUUUCCAGUUCCAUUUUGGCAUUGGUGCCUUCCCAUUUGGAAUAUUCACUACCUUUAACAAUUGGGGUGGUGGAGCUGCUGUGCCUCCAGCUCCUGGGACACAACAGUACCAAGAGGAGAGGUUCCUGUCCCAAGUGUUAAUGGCAAUGGCUCUUCUGUUUCUAUUCUGGCUCAUCCUUGUGUGAGGUGAAAUUAGGAAUGAGUGAGUGCUGGUGCAGAUGCUAAAUCUGAGAAACAGAUGAUGAAACUCUUCAAAUAUCAUCUUGGCAAGAUCCUGCAAUGAUGCAGAAGAUGGUUGCACUGGAAAUGAUUGUCCCUUUGCAGCAGCUCGAUGUUUUCGCUAUAGACCAUUGUCCUGCUGGAAACUUGCCAUAUGGCCACCCUGACAGCAGUAAUCUGCAAUGUGAAAAUAGUAGUUCUUGAAAGAAGUACUUGAGAGAGAGAGAGAGAGAGAGAGAGAGAGAGAGAGAGAGAGAGUUGAAAUAAGCGGUUGUGUUGUUUACAUGGCUUACUUUCCGCCAUCAUACUGAGGACACAAUUUGUUCAUUAUAUCAUUUAGAAGAGAAAACCUAGCCUGCUUCAUACUUAAUUACCUUCAGUUAAAAGAAGAAAGAAAUGAAACUGCAGACCUACAAAGACCAAUAAAUGAAAGCAAAAUCAAGUGAUUGGGGAGAUUUUAUAUGUUUUUCGUUUAUCAUCUGCACUUCUUUUUAACUCAGUCUCUCUCUCUCUCUCUCUCUCUCUCUCUCUCUCUCUCUCUCUCUCUCUCUGAAUUAUAAUGAGAUAUAGCAUGCAGGAGCAGAUAAAUACGGACGUUUUUUUUGGCUAAUUUAUUAUGUCGUAUGUGCAUUCAUCCACGCGACCACGUCAGAACUAUGGAUUCGUGAAAGAAAGAAAACUCUGAUUAUGGUCCGAAAAAGAUUAGUUAGUAUCUGACCAGUCCGUUAUUGAGUGAAAUAUGUUGUGGUGAAGUCUGUUGUCGCAAAGUACCACUGUAUUAUCAAUUUUACGAUUUAAUUUUUCUUUUUGAUUACACUAAAAUCUCAUUGCCUAUUUAAUUUGUUUUGCUUUCUUGCUGUCGCCAGACACCAUUUUUUCAUAGGUUUUGACCCAAAAGCCCUUGCUGCUGCUCUAUUACCAUGUUCCUUGGCAUAAUUUACCACUUGUAAUUUGUAGGAGAUUGUGUAGCUCAAUCCUUUUCCACCUGCUGCCAUAACAGUGAUGAUGUGUUUUGUUAAGAUUAUGAAGCAGGUGUUACUCCUCAUCACUAGAUGGCAUUGAAUCAGUGUGACGAUCAGCUGAUAUUUAUAAACAAGCAUCAUGGUUUCACAGGUUAGAUUACUUUCAUUUUUCCAAUAAUUUGUUUAUAAAGUGAUAAUGCUGGUAACGAUGCUAAUACCAGCAAUAAUAUAUUGAUCCAUUUAGUUAGGGUAGGUUAAAAGUACUGGAAAAAGGUACAACCUAUAUUUAAUAUGGUACCUCAUUGUGAACGAUUAGGAGCUAAGGCAGGUGGAUACAUUCGGGUAACCUGUGAAGAAC
Messenger RNA from Portunus trituberculatus (swimming crab), 2457 nucleotides. RefSeq names its product E3 ubiquitin-protein ligase RNF185-like. Gene Ontology annotation, molecular function: ubiquitin protein ligase activity; ubiquitin-like protein conjugating enzyme binding; metal ion binding. Gene Ontology annotation, biological process: ubiquitin-dependent protein catabolic process. The record is from RefSeq and is a predicted model, not a curated record. The transcript has 6 exons. Bases 522 to 1103 code for a protein of 193 amino acids. Gene Ontology annotation, cellular component: endoplasmic reticulum. Lineage: Eukaryota; Metazoa; Arthropoda; Malacostraca; Decapoda; Portunidae.